UAGAAACACAGUUACGAUCCGUCAAAUGUUCUGAACACAACGUGCCGCAACAACGCAAACGGGAAAUAUUCAAUAGAUCCUGCUCAAUACCAAAGCAACCCAACUGUGAUAGCUACUACAAGUACUUACUUUCAACAUGUCUGCCGCAAACAAAGUUAACCAUCUGGUCAGUGCCACAUCGCGCUACAUUGCCGGACGCAAUGCUGUGCAAACUGUUUACUGGAGGACAUCCGCCGGACCGAAUCCCCGCAUGCUAAAGACGAACAAGACCUGCGAAUUUGAUCGUAGCACGGAGGCGCCACGUAGCGUCCGUCUGCAGAACUACAAUCGCACCUACAUCAGCAAAUAAGUUGUCACCUAACAUGGGCGACAAUUCAACUAGUUCCUACAUUCUAUAUUUAUUGUACCUAUCGAAGUGAUGGAGUUGCCUUCGUUAUUAUGUGCCGAGGCCGGACAAAUGCAACAAGGCAUAGCCUUGAGUUUAAAAUAAAAUAUUAGACUAUCUAAGUAGUUAAUCACAACACGA
Molecule: messenger RNA, 526 nt
Organism: Drosophila nasuta
Lineage: Eukaryota; Metazoa; Arthropoda; Insecta; Diptera; Drosophilidae
Exons: 1
Coding region: 137-349 (70 amino acids)
Source: RefSeq, a predicted model, not a curated record